AUGCCUAUGGCACCAAGUGGCUAUCAAUUCUAUCGCAAUGUCAUGGACUAUGGGGCUACCGGCGACGGCACGACUGACGACACAGCCGCCAUUAACCACGCCAUUGCAGAUGGCGAUCGUCGCGGCGAGUCCUGUGGCUCUACGUCCGUUCUGGGUGCCCUGGUCUACUUUCCCGUUGCUCCAGCCGGGACAUACAUCAUCAGCAUUCCGAUUGUCCAGUAUUACUACACCCAGUUUAUCGGCGGCGCGAACGAUCAGCCUACUAAAGGAUCGGCUAAUUUCACCAGGAUAGUACUGAUUGACACCGAUCCCUACAUUUCCGGGGGAGAUGGGGCCGAGUGGCACAUCAACCAGAACCAGUUCUACCGGCAGAUUCGGAAUUUCGUGCUCGACCUGACAGCCAUGAAUGCAACUAACUACGAUCAAGGACAAUGA
This is a messenger RNA of Talaromyces proteolyticus, 435 nucleotides long. Its product is annotated as pectate lyase superfamily protein-domain-containing protein. Lineage: Eukaryota; Fungi; Ascomycota; Eurotiomycetes; Eurotiales; Trichocomaceae. The transcript has 2 exons. The coding region runs from base 1 to 435 and encodes 144 amino acids. The record is from RefSeq and is a predicted model, not a curated record.